CUAUAUCUGCCAAAUGAUCGACAAACUCUUGGGUGUUAUUUGAUGGUCUGAGACUCUGAAAGUCUCUUAAAUGGGAUUAGCAAGCAUGCUCUGAUCGUUGUCCGGUGAGGAUGUCCCAAGCUGAUGUCUCUUACAGUUGUGGGAAUUGUGGAUACCCUCUAAAUUUAUCAUCUUCUAACUGAAUCACCUCUGGCAUAGGCUUGAAAGGAUCCAUCUCCUUCCUGUCAGUUGAUCUCAGCAGAUUUACUCAGGAAAGGUUGAUGAGGUGAACUGUUUCCCUGUCUCUUGGAGUUGUUAUGGUUCAAAGACUAAACUCGGCUGCCGUCAAUGUGGGGUUCAUAUAGGCCGUGGACAUGGAGACUCACCUACUCUUUGUGGCUUUAACUUAUCUGCCACACCUAACAAAAAGUUAACCAUAAAGAUUAGAGCUCUGCAGCCAUCUGAAGAGUAGUGCUAAUUAAGAAGGUUGACAUGGAAGAUCUUUCUCUCACCACUAUCAUGAAUCUGCCUAAUGAUUGCCUCCUUUCAAUCUUCCAACGGUUCGAUUGUAGAUGUGAUCGCGAAUCUUUUGGCUUAACUUGCCAUCGCUGGCUGUAUAUACAAAAUUCAAGUGUCCAAUCCUUGCAAUUCAAGCGCUCAUUAAGGCAACUCAACCUUUCUUCAUCAUCCCAUUCCCAGCCCACUCUUAACAUUGAGUCAUUUGAGUCAUUCCGUCUGUAUAAGCUGUUAACCCGCUUCCGACAUUUACAGUCUCUGUCCCACUCUGGUUGCAAAGGACUACGUGACUUGUGCUUGACACGGUUGGAACACUGUGGUUCAAAUUUGCAGAGUCUUUGUCUGGAUAGUUGUUUUGGUAUCACCGAUCAUGGACUGUUUCUGGUAGCUACUUGCUGUCCUAAUCUCAAAGUUAUUAGUCUUUUCAAGUGCAAUAUCAGUGACACUGAGUUAGAAGCGUUGGCCAAUGCUUCCUCAGCAUUGAAGGAUGUGAAUCUCUCAUACUGUGCUCUUGUUUCUGACCAUGGGUUAAAAGCUCUUGCUCAAGGAUGCCGUCAGCUUCGAGCAGUUCGGAUAUCUUAUUGUUAAAUAAGCGGUGUUGGCUUCAGAGGGUGUUCAUCAACUUUAGCUUAUAUGGAAGCCGAGUGUUGUAAGCUUGAAGCAGAAGGUAUAAAGGGAAUCCUCAGUGGAGGUGGGAUAGAGUAUUUAAAUGUUUCUCUACCAAGGCAUCAGAAUGAUCAGAUUGAUGGUGGUUUGGCAGCAAUUGGGACAGGUUUCGGUUUCGCGACAAGUCUCAAAAUCCUUAACAUUCGCAUGUGCAAGAGUGUUGGUGAUGAGUGUAUUGCGGCAAUUGCAAAGGGGUGUCCAUUACUUCAAGAGUGGAACUUAGCAUCAUGCCAUGCGGUAAGCAUAUCUGGGUGGAAGGCCAUUGGGUUGAACUGCAAUAAUUUGAAGAAAUUUCAUGUCAACGAUUGUCGUAAUCUAUGUGAUCGUGGCUUGUUGGCGCUUAAAGAUGGGUGCAAACGCCUCUGUAUCUUGUACGUGAACAGGGGUUUUAGGCGCAUUUCUAGAGCAAUAGAGUUGUUCAAAUGUAGAGUACCUGAAGUUGAUGUGAAGGAAGAAGAAAUAAUCUAUAUUGGCCCUAAUUGGGCGUUUCGAUAA
Corylus avellana is the source of this 1656-nucleotide messenger RNA. Its product is annotated as RNI-like superfamily protein. The record is from RefSeq and is a predicted model, not a curated record. Gene Ontology annotation, cellular component: SCF ubiquitin ligase complex. Gene Ontology annotation, molecular function: protein binding. Gene Ontology annotation, biological process: SCF-dependent proteasomal ubiquitin-dependent protein catabolic process. Lineage: Eukaryota; Viridiplantae; Streptophyta; Magnoliopsida; Fagales; Betulaceae.